Molecule: messenger RNA, 423 nt
Organism: Vitis vinifera (wine grape)
Lineage: Eukaryota; Viridiplantae; Streptophyta; Magnoliopsida; Vitales; Vitaceae
Product: RING-H2 finger protein ATL52-like
Exons: 1
Coding region: 1-423 (140 amino acids)
Biological process (GO): protein ubiquitination
Source: RefSeq, a predicted model, not a curated record
AUGAUGUUGCUCAACUACCAUGACCUUCUGGUGGCCGCAAUUGUCGGCUCUGGCCUUGCAGUCUACAUUCUCUUCAUGAUCGGCUGGUGUGUUUACCAGCAGCUAUCUCAUCAGGAGAUAUCUCAACAGCGGUUAAACACUUCUCUUGGGGAGAAGAGCUUUGCUUCCAGAAGCCUAAACCGGUACCUGGUUUCCUCAUUUAAGUACAAGAAAGGGAUCAACACCCCCGAAGAUGAAGCUUCUGAUGCAGACUGUGUAAUAUGCUUGUUAGGGUUUGAAGAUGGUGAAGAUCUGCAGCAACUCCCACGUUGUAACCAUUCCUUCCAUGCACCGUGUAUUAAUAUGUGGCUUUAUUCUCAUUCUGACUGUCCACUUUGCCGUGAAUCUCUAGAAGAAGUGGCUUCAGAAGGGAAUUACCCAUAA